Molecule: messenger RNA, 900 nt
Organism: Osmia bicornis bicornis
Lineage: Eukaryota; Metazoa; Arthropoda; Insecta; Hymenoptera; Megachilidae
Exons: 3
Coding region: 1-900 (299 amino acids)
Biological process (GO): sensory perception of taste
Cellular component (GO): dendrite; neuronal cell body; membrane
Source: RefSeq, a predicted model, not a curated record
AUGGCUGGAAGUACUGUCUUGUUAACGUACGGUCAAUAUAAAGCCAUAUUGCGCUUUCUUCAGGAGCUCACGGAGGCGUCCUCCAUGGUGGCACCAAAGGACUUCAACGACAUGGCGAAAUUCGUUCAUUCAAAGGAUAUUUUUGUAUUUUUAUUUCUCUCAGGUCACGUGUUCAAUUGCGUUAAAAGUGGAUAUACGGUUAUGACAGUGAGAAAUUUUACCACUCUAUUCAUGAUAUUGGUGAACUUCAUCAUGGACAUGUUCUACAUUAACUCGGCGUGCGUUUUAAAAGCAUGUUUCAUGAAAAUCAACGAAGAUCUUGAUAAAUUACGAAAACCCGUCACCAAGACAUUUCUGCGCCACAAACAAAGUACUGCCUCGUUGCUGAUGAAAUUGAAGAAUUUAGAGGGGAAACAGCUGCAUCUCACCGAUGUUCUACAAUUACUAAACAAAAUAUUUAUCACGCAACUCGUAGUAACAUCUGUCACGACUUUUACUAUUGUUACAUUUAAUCUAUACUUUGCUUUAUUAUGGGUCCAAGGUGGGGAAAGAGGCCUGAAAUAUCUACAAUUUUGGUACUGGCCCUACAUUCCUUCUGCCAUAUAUCAUUUUCUUAAAUUUGCUACGAUGAUUUGGGCGUGUCAAACGGCGACUAAUAAAGCUAAACAAAUCCGCACUACUCUUCACGAUGCCCUUAGCGAGGCGAUUGAUUUGUCGGUGAAACGCGAGCUGGAACUUUUCUCGCUGCAAUUACUGCACUGUGACACGACGUUUUCAGCGAAAAUGAUCGAUAUGAACGCGUCGCUUCUUGCAGAGAUCGUGGGUGGCAUCGCCCUGUAUCUCUUAAUACUGCUCCAAUUCUUAUUGCAGUGGGUCGCAUGCGUGUUCAUGCAAGAGUGA